This is a messenger RNA of Cladophialophora carrionii CBS 160.54, 543 nucleotides long. RefSeq lists its product as uncharacterized. The transcript has 2 exons. Gene Ontology annotation, cellular component: plasma membrane. Gene Ontology annotation, molecular function: ammonium channel activity. NCBI's taxonomy places the organism in Eukaryota, Fungi, Ascomycota, Eurotiomycetes, Chaetothyriales, Herpotrichiellaceae. The record is from RefSeq and is a predicted model, not a curated record. Gene Ontology annotation, biological process: ammonium transmembrane transport. Bases 1 to 543 code for a protein of 180 amino acids.
AUGGAUGUCCUAGGUAAGCAGAAGUGGUUCCCCGAACUCUCCGACGAUGUUGUAGGGGAUUUCCACACGCAUCUGGUGGGAGACAUUGUUGGUGGCUUCUUGACAGGACAGGUCUCUUCGCCACCAGUGAAGGCGUCGCCGCAUUUACACUUGCACCGGUGGGUGGAGCGAUUGACGGGAACGGUCGCCAGGUCUGGGUUAAGAUUGUUGGCUUUCUGUUUAUCAGCGGCUGGAAUCUUUUCUGGACCAGCGGCGAUUUGCCUGUCCAUCAAAUGUGUGCUGAGAAUUCCGUUGAGAUAUAACGAGGACCAGUUGCUCAUUGGUGACGGGGAAGUUCAUGGCGAGCUGGCGUACGCGUUUUCCAUGAUGGAAGACAUGACUCUGACGCGCAUUAUGGCAAACCCAGCAGUGACUCGGAGAAGCGAGCAGGAGUGCUUGACGGUGUUGAUGCUGCAGGGCACUUCGGCAGCGAAGAUCCAAGUGGUAGUGGUACUGGAAGUGGAAACGGCAAAGAGACUAAGCAUGCAUCGGCACAGGGCUUGA